GAGAUUCACUCAGAGCUGCCAUCUCAAGCUGUCUGCAGCCUCAGAUUCCGGACGGGGAGGCCUGCGAAGUGCAGGGACGCAACUUGUUCGCAAAGCAAGGGCGCGGAGGAAGUAGCCCUGGCGGUUCCGAGGCAGGCAGCCCCCGGCCUUGCUCUCUUGGCCAGGAAAGGGAGCCCCGCGGUAGGCCCUCGCCGCCCAGCCGACUGCCUCUUUAAAUCCCAAGGUACCUGGUGAGGCGCCGGGGCGGAUCUUCUGGCCGCCUUUCUCCUCCUCCCGGUCACUCCCCGGCAGGUUGUGCGCUCCUGUUUCUGGGACUCCGCCAGGCACCAGCCUUGCCGAGCGGCCAGAUGUUGCAACCGCCACCCCUCGCUCCUGGCUCUGUCCGCCGCCGGCUCCUCCGUCUCCCGCCCAGACCCACCGGAGCAGCCCUCCCGCAGCCGGAGGAGGAGGAGGAGGAGGAGGAAGGGCCCCACCCCUGGGGAUGCGCUGCUGAGGCCGCGGCGGAGCGAUGGGGAUGCUGCUGCCCGGGGAUCGCGGCUUUCUCCUGGGGAUCUGGGCUGCUCUUCGGCGCAGGCUGCAGGGCGAGAAAUCCUGGGCCAGGCGGCUGGAUGAAAUCAGCCUGUUGCAGCAGAAAAGGAUCUGGGAGUCUCCUUUCCUCCUUGCUGCCAAGGAAAACGAUGUCUCAGCCAUUCAGAAGCUCCUUGCCAGCCAUAGCUGCGACAUUCACGAGAGAGGUGCUGUUGGGGAGACAGUGCUUCACGUAGCUGCCUUGUACAAUAGCGUGGAAGCAGCCCAGGUCUUGAUGGAUGCAGCUCCAGAACUUGUGAAUGAGGCUAUGACAUCAGAGCUGUACACAGGGGAGACAGCUCUUCACAUAGCUGUGGUGAACAAGAACCUGAAACUGGUGAAAGCUUUGCUUGAGAAGGGGGCAGAUAUUAAUAGCCCACGAGCUACUGGAUAUGUCUUCAGGUGCAGAAGUGACAACCUUAUCUAUUUUGGGGAACACAUUUUAUCUUUUGCUGCCUGUGCAGGGAGUGAAGCAAUUGUGCAGCUGCUCAUUGAAAAUGGCGCCAACAUCCGCGUACAAGACUCCUUGGGUAACUCUGUCCUUCACAUCCUAGUUCUCCAGCCGAACAAAGCAUCUGCCUGUCAAAUGUACAAUCUGUUCCUUUGCUACAGCAAGGGAGAGAGGGAGCUGGGAGACCUGGACUUGGUCCUCAACAACGAGGGGCUCACUCCAUUUAAAUUGGCUGGUGUUGAGGGCAACACGGUGAUGUUCCAGCACCUAAUGCAAAGAAGAAAGCACAUCCAAUGGAUUUUUGGGCCUUUGACAUCCACCUUGUAUGACCUCACGGAAAUUGACUCCUGGGGUGAUGAUCAGUCGCUUCUGGAGCUCAUUGUCACCUCCAGAAAGAGAGAGGCUCGUCGGAUCCUAGACCUUACCCCAAUAAACGAGCUAGUAAGCCUGAAGUGGAAUAAAUAUGGAAGGCCAUAUUUUUGCAUCUUGGCCUUAUUCUAUGUCCUGUACAUGAUUUGCUUCACAAUGUGUUGUGUCUACCGGCCUCUGAAAGAGCGGAACUGUAACAAAACACAUGAAAGGGACAACACAAUCUAUGUUCAGAAACUUUUGCAGGAAUCUUAUCUUACUCCUGAAGAUGACCUCAGGUUGGUGGGUGAGCUUAUCACUGUUAUCGGAGCGGUAGUGAUAUUGAUUCUGGAGAUUCCAGAUAUCUUCAGAGUAGGAAUCACAAAGUACUUUGGGCAAACUAUCCUUGGAGGACCUUUCCAUGUCAUCAUCAUCACGUAUGCCUUUAUGAUCCUGGUGACCAUGGUGAUGCGUCUCACUAGCACCCAUGGAGAGGUGGUCCCCAUGUCCUUUGCUCUGGUGCUUGGCUGGUGCAACGUCAUGUACUUUGCACGAGGGUUUCAAAUGCUGGGGCCCUUCACUAUCAUGAUCCAAAAAAUGAUCUUUGGAGACCUACUGCGCUUCUGCUGGCUGAUGGCAGUGGUGAUACUUGGCUUUGCAUCUGCGUUUUACAUUAUCUUCCAGACGGAAGACCCUGAUGAACUGGGGCACUUCUACAACUACCCCAUGGCCCUUUUUAGCACUUUUGAGCUCUUCCUUACCAUCAUUGACGGACCUGCCAACUAUGAAGUGGACUUGCCUUUCAUGUAUGGGAUCACGUACUCUGCGUUUGCGGUCAUUGCCACCCUCCUUAUGCUCAACUUACUUAUUGCCAUGAUGGGCGAUACUCACUGGCGUGUGGCCCAUGAGCGGGAUGAACUUUGGAGAGCACAGGUUGUUGCAACCACCGUCAUGCUAGAGCGUAAACUCCCACAAUGCCUCUGGCCUCGGUCUGGGAUCUGUGGGCAGGAGUAUGGGCUGGGCAACCGGUGGUAUCUCAGAGUUGAAGACCGUUGUGAAAACCGCCAGCAUAAGCUACAGCUGCGUGCUAAAACAUUUGAGCCCCACCGAAGGGAUGCCUUUGAAAAGUACUUGAAGGGCAAAUUGACACCGGGGGCAGAAGAUGGUGGGCAUUCUCACUCAAACAAGCAGAUGCCCUUCGGCACUCCUUCAGACACACCAAAUUCAUCACGGAGGAGCUCUAACUGUGGCUGGGACAUCUUACGGCGCAACACGCUGGCCCAGCUUCAGGGAUACACCAACCGUGCCAUGGAAGAGGAAGAGGUCUACCAUGUCUGAGCACAAGAACUAUUAUUGCCCCUGUGCCCAUGGAAGAGUCUCCGUGUGGCGUAGGCAUCCUUCCAAGUGAAGGGGGCAGGUCACUCAGUGCUAUCAUAAUGACCAUGCUAACUUACGAUUCUCUGGCACUGAUGACUGUCAAUGACCGUUAAUGCUUUGGAACCCACAUUUGCAGGAAGGUCUCCUGUUGAAGUGCAAGCAAACACGCCAAUGUCCGAGCAUUGUCACAUGUCUAGGAGAACUUUUUGGGAGAUGACCAAGAUAGUGGCAUCCUUAGGACUCCUUUUCAGAGCCUCCAUAAGUGCUGUUGAUCUUAGGUUGUGAGUGAGAAGACUGGUCUAAGUUUGCGUGUGGUCUUGGAGAAUAGGUCUCUUCCUCCUCAGCCACUUAAAAGUUCCUGCAUGUUUCACAGAACGUCUGAUGGGGUCAAGAGCUGGUAACAUGCAUAAUUUUAUAUAUGUAUGUUUAGAGAUUCAGAGAAUAAUCCAGUCUCAUUGGGAUACAUUUCACCAUACAUGCCAGUAGACAGCUACAGUAAAUCCGAGGGUGCAGCAAUACAUAUUACAAGAAGCAUGAAGUAGCUGCUGCCCUGUGUGGCUGUUGCUUUAUCCUCCCCUCAUCCUGGCCACAUUCAGUAUGCUGCACUGUGCGUGUGUCAGGUCAUUAUGCUGACCUCCUUACGUGAUUGCUUCUUGUAUCACCUAGUUCCACCCCACAGACUCCUAGAACUCUUCAGUGAAGGACAUUUAGCCUCUUCCUUGGAACAUGUGUUGACUGCUCAGCUGAGCUGAACAGGCAAAUUAUUUAUUAAUGCAUAGUUCAAGCCUACACUUGUGCAACUGAAAUCUCAGCCUCCUUGCCCUACACCUGGAUGGCAAAAGACAAUAACUUGACAGUUUUAAGGCAGCUUUCUAAUUUUAGGAGCAUUUUAAUGACUCUCGUGGCUGUUUCUUAAGGUCAAAAGCUCAUUUUCAUCAGACUGGGGUGGGGAAUCAUUUCUCUGCACUCUUUCGGCGCUCUUUGCCUCUCUGCUUUUGAUUUUGCUUCUCCUCUGUGCUCUCUUGCUGAGCUCCAUCUCUUGCUGUUUUUCGCUCCAUGCUCUCUCUCUUUCUGUGUGCAGUUUUGCUUUCACUCACUCUCUUCACCCCUGCUUCAAACCAUUCCUUGUGCAAGUUAUAUUUGAACCCAUUUAUCAUCACUAGUGUCUGCUUCAAUAUUUCCUACAGGAUGUCAGUAUUUUUCUUUCUUUGUAUUACUGCUAAAACAUGACAUUGCAGAGAUUGCAUGACUACCGCCAGAAACAGCAGCCCCUGCGUCUCUUCCACUCUUUUGAAACUGUCUAGUAAACUAGAAUGUGGAAAAUGACAUGGCAUCAUAGCAGCCAGUGAGGUGCAGGUGAGGCUAGAGAAACCUGCAAUGCGAUGAUGUCACAUACGUUUUCCUUAGCUACGUUACCGGGGUGAGAUGAGGAAGUCCUCUGGGGAUGUUGCUUUUGACUUAAGAUUGCCACCUCUCUGAUGAAAGUGAACUACCGGUCAUUUAUACAUGCUAAUUUAAUGAAUUAUAUUUAUUUUUUUAAAAAGAUCUUUAUCAGUGGUGCUUUGCUGUAGACCUAAUUUUUCUGCUUUACUGUCCUUUUGCUUGUGAAUUUUGACUUUGCAUUUCUAGGCCUCUGUUGAAUUUGACUUAAUUUUCUGCCCAAUCCUUCAAUUCCUUAAAUUUGAUGUCACAGGGUAACUUUAGAAGAGUGUGGAGUCUCUUUUAUAUUGUGUUGUUUGAAAAUGUGGUGUGUGUAUUCUGUAUUUUUUGUUCAAGUAAUUAUGUUAAACUAGAUCUAUGUUAAAUACAGAAUUAGAGAAGCCUUGGUCCUACGGGUGGUAUUCAGUGCUAAUCCUAUUGAGAGUAGAUCCACUGAAGUUAAUAAACAUGACUAACUUAGGUUCAUAUAUUUCAGUGGGUCUACUCUGACUUUAAUUGGUUGAAUGCAACCCAUAAUGACUGGGCCACAGCCACCCAGUGAGCUUUAUGAGUUCUGGAUCCAUUACUGAACAUUUUUGCAAAUGCUUCUGUUACAAAAUACAUUUUUAAAAUGCUGUGUCUGCACAAUUUUCUUUAUUUUAGAUAUUUUUAGGCUGCCUUUCUGGAAAGAAUCCUCUCAGUAAUAGCAUAGUGACCUUUAUUUUGCAUGUUCAAAUCUUAAAAUUUUAAUGUUUAAAAAUACAUCAGUCACCAUUUUCUAGUGCAUCAGAGCUUGGAUGCCAGGUCUCUCUAUGGUAAAAAAAAGGCAGUUGGUGACUUCUUUCAUUUUUAUACCCCUUACAUUAAUCCAGAGACCUUUGAGAGCAGGAGCUGUCAAGAGUUCCCCUUACUUGCUGUCUAUGUAUGAGCAACAGGAGAGGGAAAUAAGAAUGCCUGAAUUUUCUUCCGCCAUAGGGCUGGGAAGGGGACAGAACUGCUGCAACGCAUGCAUACUGCUUGGGCUGAGCUGUGGGGGUGCUCUCCCCUCCUCUGCACACACAACCUCUUGCAUCAUGUAUAUCCAAAGGCUGGGGAUGAUCUAUUCACUGACACCUAUUUCCAAAAGCACAUUGCUAAAAUUUAAUGCAUCAUCUUGAGCCAGCAGUGAGGAACUGUGCAUGGAAGUGGGCUUCCAUGUGUAAAACGUCUUCUCCCAAUACCCAUCAGCUGAGGCUUUUCAUGCAUUUUCUGAUACUGCAUGUUGGUGCUCAGCACAUCUGUGAUCUCCUUGGUCUGCAUUUCCAUUCACCUUGUGCUGUCAAUGGGAAUGCAUUUAUUAAUUUAUCUGACAGAUUUGUAUUUCAUUGUCUGCCACCAUGUGUAUAUAACCACUUGGUAAGCUGAUCAUUUGUAUUGUCCUUCCAUGUGGUGUGAAAAUGCUUUCUGCAUCUGAUCAAGAAUCCAGGCACUUUAGAGGGUGAGUGGCAGAAUCUCCUCACCACUUGGCAAGACAAUACAGACAACCAUAGUGGCACCUAGUUGAGAUAAUGCUUGGUUUAUUUUCAUCCAGUGUAGUUAUUAUCAGUGCAUUUAUUAGCCACAUGCAGGACAUUGUUACAUGUGACUGUGUCUGGAUCAGGGUGUAUGUCUGCUGACAAGAAAAAUGCACACCUACUAGAUUAUAUGCAAUAAACUGCUACCUCUCUCACAAUAGAUGUUUGUUUCUUAUAUUACAAGAAGCUAAACCACAUUGAUCAUAUUCAUACAUUCAAACCCAAACUCUGCAUCAUGAAUUGCAAAGGCAUCCUAAGCCAAAAAACACAAGUUACUUUCUGCAGGAGAAAUGCUGCUGUCAGGAUUGUAGUGCAGUGAUAAGGUAUUAGUGUGUUACUCACAGGGAUCUCCUGCUUCACCUGCAACUCAGGAUAAUACGUCAUGCAUCUGACAAAGAGUACUGCAGUCCGUGAAAUCUCAUGCCAUAAUAAA
Molecule: messenger RNA, 6148 nt
Organism: Rhineura floridana
Lineage: Eukaryota; Metazoa; Chordata; Lepidosauria; Squamata; Rhineuridae
Gene: TRPV6
Product: transient receptor potential cation channel subfamily V member 6
Exons: 15
Coding region: 509-2704 (731 amino acids)
Biological process (GO): calcium ion import across plasma membrane
Cellular component (GO): membrane
Molecular function (GO): calcium channel activity; protein binding
Source: RefSeq, a predicted model, not a curated record